ACAAACACCCGAGAUCCUCUUCCACCGCACAGCUUCCCAGCCAUUUUGCCCCAAGUCCAUAGCAUUGCUUGGGGUUGUUGUGGCUAAGUGCAGUAUCCGGCACUUGGUCUUGUAGAACUUCAUCCCACUGGCUUCAGCCCAGCAACCCAGCCUCUCCUGAUCCCUCUGUAACACUUUCAUACCCUCAGGCAGGCCGGCACAGAACGAAGACAAGGACUAGAACCACACCUACGAUUACACCCCGCUCAGCUCAGCCCUUCUCAGCACUCCCGCCCCAACCUGAGAUGGCCGCGCGGCACCACCUACCGAGAGAAAGAGGCGAGGCGUGACGGCAGCGGUUCCCUCGGCAACCUCUCGGCGUCUUCCAUCUCUCCCGCUUACGGUGAGCGGCGCAAGAAGCCAUGGAGAGCCGGGGGUUGAUCUCAGUGACCAUUCAGAAACUGAAGUGAAGAAAUCUAGCAUAUUGCCAGCUGCUAUCCCACCACCUGUAGCUGAAUCUCCACUAUCACUGAAGGACUUAUCUGUGAUGGAAACACCAGCAUCUGUAGACCAGCCAUCUGUCAUGGAACUGCCGAAGCCUGCAGAUCAUCUGGUUGUUGAGAACUCGCUAGGUUCUGAAGACCAAUUUCCCAUACCUAGCGGAAACUUACCUGAGAUUAGAUCACCUGUGGGUGAACAGCUUGGUUUCAAAGUCAAAAUAUCCAUGUCUGAAUCCUCACAGUCUUGCAGUAAAAUGUCUCUGAAUGAAUCAGCAGCAGCUGUAGUUAAACCAACAGAGAAAGCAUGUGAAAUAUCAGAGAAGCCAGUGGUGUAUGAAGACCCUUUUGAAGCCUCCGUUAACUAUGUGGAGAAGCAUAAUAUUCUGCAGAUAUUUCAGGAGAUCACAGCAAAACUGUUGUACGAGAAACCUGAUGACCCUUUGCAGUUCAUGUUGCUGCAGGUGCAGUCCAUGAUAAAUGCCAGGCAGGCAGAAAUGGAAGGAGUAUCCAAGGAGCACAAAGAUACAGAGGAAUUUCUGGGAGAAGUCCUGGGCACUCCUUCGGGCUUCUACUGACCUUUAGAAUUUAGAUUUAACAGGGCCUUUCCAGCAUUGUGCUUUUACAACUACUGGAAGUACCUUUGAAAAAGUCUGUUGGUAUCUCUGUUUCCUGA
Molecule: messenger RNA, 1152 nt
Organism: Phasianus colchicus (ring-necked pheasant)
Lineage: Eukaryota; Metazoa; Chordata; Aves; Galliformes; Phasianidae
Gene: TEX55
Product: testis expressed 55
Source: RefSeq, a predicted model, not a curated record